Messenger RNA from Ilyonectria robusta, 2567 nucleotides. RefSeq lists its product as uncharacterized. NCBI's taxonomy places the organism in Eukaryota, Fungi, Ascomycota, Sordariomycetes, Hypocreales, Nectriaceae. Bases 144 to 2567 code for a protein of 807 amino acids. The record is from RefSeq and is a predicted model, not a curated record. The transcript is spliced from 4 exons.
CGGACAACAAAAUCAAGCAAGAAGCAAGCAUAAGCAGUGGGGAUACGAAUAAUGGCAAGGCCAAAAGCCAUUCCUCGCGUGUACUAGUCAAUCACCAGUUGAACAAGGCCCCAGAAAGCCAAGUCUCGCAACGUUGCAAAGCCAUGGAUCUGGCUGAACGUAUCGGACUACGAAAAGAGAAAUUCAACUGCGAAUGGGCCAACCCCAGAGAAUCCAUCGGCGACCGUCUUGGCGACAUCCAAUCUGGCAAAUACACAUGCUGGAAACCCGUUGGCCGGGCUCGAGAGGCAUGGAAUGCGGUCCGGCCUAGAAUCAAGGAGUAUUUGGAUAAUUUCUGUCAGUCAAACUCGUCUUCGGUUAUCCUGGAGAUGUACAUGAUUGGCAAAACUGAAGACACGGCAUCUCCCACCAUCUUGAUUUGCUCCUCGGAUAGGGCAACCCGAAAAAACAUCAGAAAGACGAUCAAAGAAAAUAAAUUUCUUGAGAGGUACCCUGGGAUAGGCUUAGGAGAUACGAAUGAGCUGCCAGAUAGGCGCAGAGUCAUCAGGAUGGCUGGUCUACAUUCAACACCGGGUUCGGUCCCCAUUGCCGGCGCCGAUACCGAGACUCCCAUGGUGUACACUCUACGAGAUGCAAAGUGUGUCGUUGGCCGACAACUCUUCAUCAGCACUGGCGAACAUGGACGUAUCGCAACCGGAGGCCCUAUUGUGUGGAUUCAGGAAAAGUCAUAUCAACUCUCCGUCGCACAUGUCCUACAGCCUGUCCAUGACACAAGCAAUGGCUCAGAUGGAUCCUCGGCAUCGGACGAGUGCUCAUUCGACGGCGACUCGGAGACGCAGGAGGAUUCAGGCGACAUACCAGACCAAGAGGUGUCCAGAAAAUGGAGCAACACUCCGGAAGAACUCCAUUCUUGGAGCAGUGACAAUGAUUCUCAUAGUGAGAGUUCGAUUUCGCCGCAGGAGACAGAUAGCAGAAUUCCUACGGUACCGACAACUUCGGACGCACUCAGUCGAAUCCCCGCCGUCAGCGAUUACGAAAUCAGUCUGGAUUCUCAUCGAUCUCAACCGGCACAACACUUUAACGCAGCGUCUACUCGCGUUGAUGAUAUGAUCAAGAGAAGUGAUCAUAAUCUCCAGCACAUCGGGAAGAUAUCUAUCACAUCCAAUGACAGUACUCAAAUUGGCCUCGACUAUGCUCUGGUAGAACUCGCAGAGAGUGUCGAAGAACAUGGCUCUAUCAAAUUCGAACUGGAUGGCGUCGAGCGCUGUCUUAAGAUUUCACAAGUGGCUGAAAUUGGGUUCCAUGAUGUGGAUGUGGUAACACGGACAGCUUCAAAAGGAAUACUCACGGGAAAGCUGUCCGCUACGGCGUCUUACAUGCGCUUGCCCAACUCCAAGACCUUUCAGGAGCUGUUCCUGGUCCAGUUGAGCGACGUUCUCAGCGAAGGGGACUGCGGGGCGGGCAUCAUCGACCAAACUACAGGAGAAUUUUACGGCCAAGUUGUUGCGGGAACUCCUGGCAGUGGACUCGCAUACGUUGUUCCAGCAACCCAGGUGAUCGCCGACAUCACGGAAAGGUUGAAGUUGGAAGUGAAAUUGACACCGCCCGCAGCGACCUCCAGGCAAAGAAUGAGAAUACACCAUGAACAGCAAGCGGAAUCGGACAACAAUGAAGACGAGCCAUCUGAUAAAACAAGAAAGCCUGUCAUUCAUGCUCUUAGCCAACCACACCGAGUCACAGGCUCUCGUUUCACGGACGAUGAGACGCGGUUUCUCUUAGCUGAAAUGAUCAAGGCCAACGAAUUGGAUGUUGAAGACGUAAGGGAAUUCGUCAACGGCCAUGUGGCCAAGCCUAACUGGAUGCAAAUGCAACUGCCCUUAGGCCGAAACUUGAACCAAUGUAUCCAAGAAGCAGAGCACCUUGGCUUCAAGCUCCAGCACGCUUGGCACAAGCGUAAGAUGUCAGGUGAUCAGAGCGAGACCGCCAUUAAAAGGAUCACAAUGCCAAGAAAUAUAGAACCAACAGCAACUCUUGCAGCUAUCCCUUCGACUAGAGUAGCUAUCCUCCCUCGCCCAGCUACCAAUUCGGCUGAGAUCCCCUCGAUGAAAGCCCUUCAGGCGCCUCCUCCCACAGCCCCGAAAAAGAAAGGUCGACCAGCUCGUGCGGAUAAGUCCAGGUUCCGCCCAAUCCUCCCACGACAUAUCGCGCCCGCGCCUCGUCCCGUCGAACAAAGCCAACACAGUCUGGAGAGCCAGCAUAGAGAUUCUAGCCAGGGGCAUAACGAAGCCUUAGCUACACCGCCACAAACUUUCCUCCCCUUCAGCUCUCCUGGUGGAGGCUUAACACCGAAUCUCAUGAAUAGCACCGAAGGUACUUUCCAUGCUAGGCUUGCAACAGGGGAGGGAAAACAUUUCGAAGCGUCACACCCUGUAGCUGUACCGGGUCCAAUUCUAUUCGAACCUAAACCUAGAGCUAGCGGGUCUCGGUUAAGUAGUCCUCCUGAAGAGCAAGCACAAUUGGAACGAACGAUUGAUCUCACCAAAGCUGCAGAAACCAAGCCGCAAUAG